AUGCCAGCCGUGAGUUGCCCGGCAAAGACGAUCGCGAUGCUCUCCAUCAAUAUCGGUUUCGGCUGUGCUUUUUGUGCGCGCCGCAGCCUCGCCUACCGUACCAAGGGGACUCCUUCGGAUUCCGCCCUUUCGGCUUUGUUCCUGCUGAUGUUCACAAAAAACGAGCGGUGUGACGUGGUGUCCGCGGCAACAGAGUCAGAGACAGUGUAG
This is a messenger RNA of Emiliania huxleyi CCMP1516, 210 nucleotides long. RefSeq lists its product as hypothetical. The coding region runs from base 1 to 210 and encodes 69 amino acids. The transcript is spliced from 2 exons. The record is from RefSeq and is a predicted model, not a curated record. Lineage: Eukaryota; Haptophyta; Isochrysidales; Noelaerhabdaceae.